This is a messenger RNA of Sinocyclocheilus rhinocerous, 2453 nucleotides long. It is a transcript of the gene mtif2, whose product is annotated as mitochondrial translational initiation factor 2. Gene Ontology annotation, molecular function: translation initiation factor activity; GTP binding; GTPase activity. Gene Ontology annotation, biological process: translational initiation. The transcript is spliced from 14 exons. Gene Ontology annotation, cellular component: cytoplasm. The record is from RefSeq and is a predicted model, not a curated record. Bases 123 to 2063 code for a protein of 646 amino acids. NCBI's taxonomy places the organism in Eukaryota, Metazoa, Chordata, Actinopteri, Cypriniformes, Cyprinidae.
UUAGAUAUUAUUUGCCUAAGUUGAUUUUUUCUUCUUUUCUUCUUCUGCUUUCAAAGUCUGUAUACUGAAUGAAUUCAGCGGUGGCUGUGUUGAGUGCACUUCCUCUUAUUUAAAAAUCUGCAAUGAAGCGGAUAGCAACCUUGAUUGGCAGGACUGCAGUGUCCUGUUGGCAUCAUGGGAGCCCACAUUUUCCCCCUCUACCUGCCUGGGCCCCUGGACCUCCUUACACCUGUCCGCAGAUCCGACACCUGGCUGCAAAACAGAAUAAGGGCCAAUUCAAAGGUCAGAAGAUCAACUCCAAACCAGUGAAACUAGAGAAACAACAGAAGCAGGAGGUGGAGAUCAAACAGAGGAUGACUGUGUCAGAACUCGCCAAGGCCAUGAAUAAAGACAUUGAUCAUGUCUAUGAGGCCCUGCUCAACACAGAUGUCGAUCUGGACGAGUUGGAGCCCGACACAGUGCUGGAGGAGAAAUGGAUAAAAGAAGCAGUAAAGAGAUCGGGAAUGAAACACAAAUGGGCCAAACUCGUAGAAACCAAAGUCAGAGAAAACAAAGAUAUCCAGAGACAACCUCCCCCAGAUCCCGCUCAGUUAGUUCCUCGAGCUCCAGUGGUGACCAUCAUGGGUCAUGUAGAUCAUGGGAAGACCACCCUGCUGGACAGUCUGAGGAAGAGUCAGAUCGCUGCGCAGGAGGCGGGGGGAAUCACGCAACACAUCGGAGCGUUUCGAGUUCAGCUGCCCUCAGGUGAGAAGAUCACUUUUCUGGACACACCUGGCCAUGCAGCGUUUUCUGCCAUGCGUGCGCGUGGAGCCAUGGUCACUGAUAUAGUCAUCCUGGUGGUUGCAGCUGAUGACGGUGUGAUGAAUCAGACUAUUGAGUCCAUACAGCAUGCCAAAAAAGCCAAAGUGCCGAUUAUUGUUGCUGUGAAUAAAUGUGAUAAACCUCAAGCCGACCCCCAACGCGUGAAAGAGGAGCUUGUAGGCCAUGAUGUCGUCUGUGAGGAGUUUGGUGGGGAAAUACAGGCCAAUCACGUGUCUGCAUUAAAGGGGGACAAUUUAUUAGAGCUGGCUGAAGCCACGGUGACGCUGGCAGAGGUCCUGGAGCUGAAGGGCGACCCCACAGGUCUGGUGGAGGGGACGGUCAUCGAGAGCCGCUCAGACAAAGGCAAAGGGCCGGUUACCACAGCCAUCAUCCAGCGCGGCACUCUGAGGAAGGGCUGUACGCUGGUGGCAGGAAAGUGCUGGGCUAAAGUGCGCUUCAUGUUUGAUGAAGCCGGACCCAGCAUCCCCGUGGAGAUCGUGGGUUGGAAAGAUCUUCCCUCUGCUGGUGAGGAGAUCCUGGAGGUGGAAUCAGAGCAAAGGGCCCGUGAGGUGGUGGAGUGGCGCAGCUACAUGGAAGAGCAGGACAAGAUAAAAGAAGACCAGCAGGCCAUCGAAGCCAAGCAGAAGCAGCAUCAGGAGAGCUAUAAUAAGGACAGGGAGAGCAUGGCCCAUCUCUCCUGGAGACAGAGGAGGGCGGCCCUGUACCGGGCCAACAAACACAAACUCUCCCACAGGCUCAGUGAGAAAACAGAGAUAGAGGAACUCACACUGCCCAUCAUCGUCAAAGGUGAUGUUGACGGCUCAGUAGAGGCUAUUUUGAACGUACUGGAAAGUUACGAUGCUGAUGACCAGUGCGAGUUGGAUGUGGUACAUUUUGGUGUGGGCGACAUCUCAGAAAGAGACAUUAACUUGGCAGAGACGUUCUCAGGUGAGGCCUCGGUUCUGGCCACAUUUGAUGUGACGGUUGGGAAAAAGAAGAUCCCAGUGGCUGGCUGUAGAGUUCAGAAGGGCCAACUGGACAAAAAGAUGAAAUUCAGACUUGUUCGAGGGAGAAACAUUCUCUGGGAAGGAUCCGUGACAACACUGAAACAUCUGAAGGAUGAAGUUCUGACAGUAAAGACAGGCAUGGAAUGUGGCCUUUCUCUAGAUAACGAAGAACUUGAAUACAAACCUGGGGAUGAAAUUAUUUGUUACAGUCAAUCUGAGAUCAAACAGAAAAUUUCUUGGGAUCCAGGAUUUUAAGGGACUGCAUUUGGCGCAUCAGUAUACUAUGCUGUGUAGUUUACAUGCACAUAUUGUAGCUAUAACAAGACUAGCUGUAGCAAACCUACACAGUCGCCAACAGGUAAUUAAAAAAAAAUAAAAAAUGUAAAAUUUGAUUGUCUUCAUUUUGACUCUAGAUAUCAGGACUGAAAUAAGUGUUCAUAAUGUAUCUUGUAAUGUAAAUAAAAAUGAGGAAGAGUCACAUUUUCAAAAAUCGUUCUUUUGAAAAGUAUUAUGAUUUUCAUCCUACUUCAUACAUUAAAUAUAUGAAAACUUAUCGCACAAUAUAGCUUUUGUAAUACAUUGAACAAUACAUGAAAUAUAUUUUUAAAGUCUGGAUGGAAAUGAAAUUCCUGGGAUAUGGGGCAA